Messenger RNA from Pteropus alecto (black flying fox), 2693 nucleotides. It is a transcript of the gene ZNF500, whose product is annotated as zinc finger protein 500. The record is from RefSeq and is a predicted model, not a curated record. NCBI's taxonomy places the organism in Eukaryota, Metazoa, Chordata, Mammalia, Chiroptera, Pteropodidae. The transcript has 5 exons. Gene Ontology annotation, molecular function: DNA-binding transcription factor activity, RNA polymerase II-specific; RNA polymerase II cis-regulatory region sequence-specific DNA binding. Gene Ontology annotation, biological process: regulation of transcription by RNA polymerase II. The coding region runs from base 859 to 2355 and encodes 498 amino acids.
GGACCAGCGUCCCCAGCCAGCCAGCCCGCGGAGGUCCCCGCCCCCGCGGUCCAGCUCCCGUCCCGGCCUGUCUCUCCGGGUGCACCUGGAGUAUCCCAGGGCCCGCAGCUCUGCGGGUGAGUUCAGGGGCACGGGGUCCCGGUGCGAGCUUCCAUCUUGCCGCCCGUUUGCAGUGCCCCGGUUUGUGUUCCGACCUCAGCUCUCGCUCAUUCUCUGAGACCUGAGGGGAUGGGAUGGAAAAGCAGCCAGCCGGGGAGUCUCAACUCACCCAGGACCCUGGAGCUGUAGGGAGCGCCACGGUUACUAUCUACUCGGGGGAACCCGGUGCGGCGCACGAAGGUGCCUGCUCACUGAGCCCGAAAUCAGGGGUCAGGUUGAGACAGAAUCUAAGAACUGGGCGGAGGAGGCUCUGGUUCUCACCAUAUUUACAAAGGGACCCCAUCCAAAAGGGCCAACUGUAAUGAAAACUGCGUUUCUCAAGCUCUGAUCGGUUCCAGGCACUGCACUAAACAUCUCGUUAAGUUCUUUGAGCAACCUGUUUGUGGAUAUCAUCAUCUCUUCUUUUCAAAUGGGGGAACUGAGGCCCAGAGCGGUUAAGUAGUUUGCCCGGAAAUUAGCAGGGAGUAGUAACAGAGACAAAUUGAUCUACUUCAGCCCUUUUUGUCCAGGAAGGUGAGUUGGCCCUGGAGCCAAGGCAGUGGCUUAUGGGUGCAGAUGCUUAUCCAGCCCCAGCGCUGCACCUCAAAUGAUGUUAUCGUCUGUACACAGAGCCCUGAAAAACAUCUUUCCAGUGUCUGGCCAGGGGUAUAGGGAGAGACAGAUUUGAGUCCUGAGAAGGACCAAAGCCUACCCAGAACAAUGGCGACCUCCCAGGGCCUCCAGCCCUCGCCACCCCUGGAGCAGGAGGGGAUCCUGAUUGUAAAGGUGGAGGAGGACUUCAGCUGGGAAGAAACAUCCUCCUUGGAGACAGAGUAUCCCAGCCCGGAGACCUUCCGUCAGCUCUUCAGGCUUUUCUGCUACCAGGAGGUGGCUGGACCCCGAGAAGCCCUAAGCCGUCUCUGGGAGCUCUGCUGCCACUGGCUGAGGCCCGAACUGCACACCAAGGAGCAGAUCCUGGAGCUGCUGGUGCUGGAGCAGUUUCUGACGGUGUUGCCAGGGGAGAUCCAGGCAUGGGUGCGGGAGCAGCAGCCGGAGAGCGGUGAGGAGGCCGUGGUCCUUGUCGAAGGGCUGCAGCAGGAGCCCAGGAAACAGAGGGUGAGGUGGGGAGCAAUUUGGCUUGAGGGCCCGGAGACGCUCUCUGAUGACACAGUGCCUGACAGGACGGGGAAACAGUCUUUGAAACACCAGGCAGAGGCCCAGCCAGAGGAGCUGUCCCUAGAGGAAGGGGCUUGGCACUCCAGGAAGCAUCUAGCCCAGCUGAGCCACAGACUGAAGAGAGGCUUCCAAUUUUGGCCAAAGAGGGGUCCAGUGGCCUCCCAGCACCAGGAGACGGCAUCAGCAGCCAAGUCUUUCCCUUCAGCCUGGUCCCAGGUGCCGGUGACCUUGGAGGACGUGGCCGUGUACCUGUCUCAAGAGGAGUGGGGGUGCCUGGACUCAGCUCAGCGGGACCACAGCUGGGACAUGCUGCCAGAGAGUGAGGGACUUGGGAUGCAAUUUGAGGAUGGAGAGGACACCAGAAAGGACACGCCAGUAAGAACAGAGUGGGACCAAAUGCUGUCAGCGCGGUGCAGGGGUCCCAGCCCCCCAACGCUAGUUCAGGAGCCAGCCCCAGUCAGGGGCCUGACCAGGCCUCAGUGGUCUCUGGAAAGAGGAGGUCCCCAAAGGGAGGCAAAGUCAUACACAUGCCCCGAAUGUGGCAAAGGCUUUAGCAAAACAUCCCACUUGACCAAGCAUCAGCGCACACACACUGGGGAGCGGCCGUACCAGUGCCCCGUGUGCGGGAAGGGCUUCAGCGACCGCUCCAACUUCAGCACCCACCAGCGGGUCCACACAGGCGAAAAGCCCUACCGGUGCCCUGAGUGUGGGAAGUGCUUCAGUCAGAGCUCCAGCCUGGUCAUCCACCGCAGGACGCACACCGGGGAGCGGCCCUACGUGUGUGCUGAGUGCGGGAAGCGCUUCAGCAACAGCUCACACUUCAGUGCCCACCGCAGGACACACACGGGUGAGAGGCCCUACAUGUGCCCGGCCUGUGGCCGGGGCUUCCGCCGGGGCACCGACCUCCACAAACACCAGCGGACCCACAGCAGAGAGAAGAGCCCACAGCCAUGCCUCAGGGGUGCAGCCGCCCCCCAGACCCUCAUGGCUCCAGGGGGCCCCUGGGGUCAGAGCCUGACCACCACUCAUGGAAGUCAGUGACAGUUUGUGAAGCUGCCAGAGCUGUUUCUGUCCCGGAACCAGAAACCCUGAUUUUAAGGCAUCUUCAGACCAACUCCAUUUGUUCCCCUGGGCCUGGUGUGAGAACAUGGCUGUGGGACAUUUAGGGUGGAGUUAAUGGGUGCAGAGCAAAUAUAUUUGGGUCUUGGGGCUCCCAUAUACGUGACUACAAACUGGGUGGCUUACAACAACAGAUUUUCUGUUUCAGUUCAGGAGGCCAUAAGUCCAAAGUCAAGGUGUCUGCAGCACUGAUUCCUCCCGGAGGCUCUGAUAGAGAAACCAUUCUGUGCCUCUUCCAGCUUCUGGUGUUGCUGGCAGUC